This is a messenger RNA of Pongo pygmaeus (Bornean orangutan), 4031 nucleotides long. It is a transcript of the gene RPGRIP1, whose product is annotated as RPGR interacting protein 1. Gene Ontology annotation, cellular component: photoreceptor connecting cilium. Lineage: Eukaryota; Metazoa; Chordata; Mammalia; Primates; Hominidae. Bases 110 to 3946 code for a protein of 1278 amino acids. The transcript has 26 exons. The record is from RefSeq and is a predicted model, not a curated record. Gene Ontology annotation, biological process: non-motile cilium assembly; retinal rod cell development.
AGUCAAGCUAGCUUCAACAAAAAGGGAGAAUUUGUUGUACAGGACACAAGACUCUACUAUAGAACCUAAAGUGUCCUCUGGGAUCUCUUACAGCUUGGAAACAGAGAUCAUGUCACAUCUGGUGGACCCUACAUCAGGAGACUUGCCAGUUAGAGACAUAGAUGCUAUUCCUCUGGUGCUACCAGCCUCAAAAGGUAAGAAUAUGAAAACUCAACCACCCUUGAGCAGGAUGAACCGGGAGGAAUUAGAGGACAGUUUCUUUCGACUUCGCGAAGAUCACAUGUUGGUGAAGGAGCUUUCUUGGAAGCAACAGGAUGAGAUCAAAAGGCUGAGGACGACCUUGCUGCGGUUGACCGCUGCUGGCCGGGACCUGCGGGUCUCGGAGGAGGCGGCGCCGCUCUCGGAGACCGCAAGGCGCGGGCAGAACGCGGGAUGGCGGCAGCGCCUCUCCAUGCACCAGCGCCCCCAGAUGCACCGACUGCAAGGGCAUUUCCACCGCGUCGGCCCUGCCGGCCCCCGCCGCGCCCAGCCUCGCGUCCACGUGGGACACAGACAGCUCCACACAGCCGGUGCACCGGUGCCGGAGAAACCCAACAGGGGGCCAAGGGACAGGCUGAGCUACACAGCCCCUCCGUCGUUUAAGGAGCAUGCGACAAAUGAAAACAGAGGUGAAGUAGCCAGUGAACCCAGCGAACUUGCCCACAUCAUGGCCAGCAAUACCAUGCGAGUGGAAGAGCCACCCAAGUCUCCUGAGAAAAUGUGGCCUAAAGAUGAACAUUCUGAACAGAGAAGCUCAUUGGAGUGUGCUCAGAAGGUUGCAGAGCUUCGAGCUUCCAUUAAAGAGAAGGUAGAGCUGAUUCGACUUAAGAAGCUCUUACAUGAAAGAAAUGCUUCAUUGGUUAUGACAAAAGCACAAUUAACAGAAGUUCAAGAGGCAUACGAAACCUUGCUCCAGAAGAAUCAGGGAAUCCUGAGUGCAGCCCAUGAGGCCCUCCUCAAGCAAGUGAAUGAGCUCAGGGCAGAGCUGAAGGAAGAAAGCAAGAAGGCUGUGAGCUUGAAGAGCCAACUGGAAGAUGUGUCUAUCUUGCAGAUGACUCUGAAGGAGUUUCAGGAGAGAGUUGAAGAUUUGGAAAAAGAACGAAAAUUGCUGAAUGACAAUUAUGACAAACUCUUAGAAAGCAUGCUGGACAGCAGUGACAGCUCUAGUCAGCCCCACUGGAGCAACGAGCUCAUAGCAGAACAGCUACAGCAGCAAGUCUCUCAGCUGCAGGAUCAGCUGGAUGCUGAGCUGGAGGAGAAAAGAAAAGUUUUACUUGAGCUGUCCAGGGAGAAAGCCCAAAAUGAGGAUCUGAAGCUUGAAGUCACCAACAUACUUCAGAAGCAUAAACAGGAAGUAGAGCUCCUCCAAAAUGCAGCCACAAUUUCCCAACCUCCUGACAGGCAAUCUGAACCAGCCACUCACCCAGCUGUAUUGCAAGAGAACACUGAGAUCGAGCCAAGUGAACCCGAAAACCAAGAAGAAAAGAAACUCUCCCAGGUGCUAAAUGAGUUGCAAGUAUCACAUGCAGAGACCACAUUGGAACUAGAAAAGACCAGGGACAUGCUUAUCCUGCAGCGCAAAAUCAACGUGUGUUAUCAGGAGGAACUGGAGGCAAUGAUGACAAAAGCUGACAAUGAUAAUAGAGAUCACAAAGAAAAGCUGGAGAGGUUGACUCGACUACUAGACCUUAAGAAUAACCGUAUCAAGCAGCUGGAAGAACAGCUCAAAGAUGUUGCUUAUGGCACCCGACAGUUGUCGUUAUGUUUGGAAACACUGCCAGCCCAUGGAGAUGAGGAUAAAGUGGAUAUUUCUCUGCUGCGUCAGGGUGAGAAUCUUUUUGAACUGCACAUCCACCAGGCCUUCCUGACAUCUGCCGCCCUAGCUCAGGCUGGAGAUACCCAACCUACCACUUUCUGCACCUAUUCCUUCUAUGACUUUGAAACCCACUGUACCCCAUUAUCUGUGGGGCCACAGCCCCUCUAUGACUUCACCUCCCAGUAUGUGAUGGAGACAGAUUCGCUUUUCUUACACUACCUUCAAGAGGCUUCAGCCCGGCUUGAUCUACACCAGGCCGUGGCCAGUGAACACAACACUCUUGCUGCAGGAUGGAUUUGCUUUGACAGGGUGCUAGAGACUGUGGAGAAAGUUCAUGGCUUGGCCACACUGAUUGGAGCUGGUGGAGAAGAGUUCGGGGUUCUAGAGUACUGGAUGAGGCUGCGUUUCCCCAUAAAACCCAGCCUACAGGCAUGCAAUAAACGAAAGAAAGCCCAGGUCUACCUGUCAACCAAUGUGCUUGGAGGCCGGAAGGCCCAGGAAGAGGAGUUCAGAUCGGAGUCUUGGGAACCUCAGAACGAGCUGUGGAUUGAAAUCACCAAGUGCUGUGGCCUCCAGAGUCGAUGGCUGGGAACUCAACCCAGUCCAUAUGCUGUGUACCGCUUCUUCACCUUUUCUGACCAUGACACUGCCAUCAUUCCAGCCAGUAACAACCCCUACUUUAGAGACCAGGCUCGAUUCCCAGUGCUUGUGACCUCUGACCUGGACCAAUAUCUGAGACGGGAGGCCUUGUCUAUACAUGUUUUUGAUGAUGAAGACUUAGAGCCUGGCUCGUAUCUUGGCCGAGCCCGAGUGCCUUUACUGCCUCUUGCAAAAAAUGAAUCUAUCAAAGGUGAUUUUAACCUCACUGACCCUGCAGAGAAACCCAACGGAUCUAUUCAAGUGCAACUGGAUUGGAAGUUUCCCUACAUACCCCCUGAGAGUUUCCUGAAACCAGAAGCUCAGACUAAGGGGAAGGAUACCAAGGACAGUUCAAAGAUCUCAUCUGAAGAGGAAAAGGCUUCAUUUCCUUCCCAGGAUCAGAUGACAACUCCUGGGGUUCCCAUUGAAGCUGGCCAGUAUCGAGCAAAGAGAAAACCUCCUCAUGGGGGAGAAAGAAAGGAAAAGGAGCACCAGGUUGUGAGCUACUCAAGAAGAAAACAUGGCAAAAGAAUAGGCGUUCAAGGAAAGAACAGAAUGGAGUAUCUUAGCCUUAACAUCUUAAAUGGAAAUACACCAGAGGUGAAUUACACUGAGUGGAAGUUCUCAGAGACUGACAGCUUCAUAGGUGAUGGCUUUAAAAAUCAGCACGAGGAAGAGGAAAUGGCAUUAUCCCAUUCAGCAUUGAAACAGAAGGAACCUCUACAUCCUGUAAAUGCAGAUAAAGAAUCCUCUGAACAAGGUUCUGAAGUCAGUGAAGCACAAACUACAGACAGUGAUGAUGUCAUAGUGCCACCCAUGUCUCAGAAAUAUCCUAAGGCAAGGUUGGAAAACUCUUCCUUGAAAGCUGGAACUUGUGCUGAAGAAUUGCAGGAAAAUGAAGGAUAUUGGAGUGAGGAGAAACAACUCAAAGAUUCAGAGAAGAUGUGCAUUGAAAUUGUCUCCCUGGCCUUCUACCCAGAGGCAGAAGUGAUGUCUGAUGAGAACAUAAAACAGGUGUACGUGGAGUACAAAUUCUACGACCUACCCUUGUGGGAGACAGAGACUCCAGUAUCCCUAAGGAAGCCUAGGGCAGGAGAAGAAAUCCACUUUCACUUUAGCAAGGUAAUAGACCUGGACCCACAGGAGCAGCAAGGCCGAAGGCAGUUUCUGUUCGACAUGCUGAAUGGACAAGAUCCUGAUCAAGGACAUUUAAAGUUUACAGUGGUAAGUGAUCCUCUGGAUGAAGAAAAGAAAGAAUGUGAAGAAGUAGGAUAUGCAUAUCUUCAACUGUGGCAGAUCCUGGAGUCAGGAAGAGAUAUUCUAGAGCAAGAGCUAGACAUUGUUAGCCCUGAAGAUCUGGCUAUCCCAAUAGGAAGGCUGAAGGUUUCCCUUCAAGCAGCUGCUGUCCUCCAUGCUAUUUACAAGGAGAAGACUGAAGAUUUGUUCUCAUGAAGGAACACGUGCUAUUCCAAUCUAAAAGUCUCUGAGGGAACCAUAGUAAAAAGUCUCUUAUAAAGUUAGCUUGCUAUAACAUGAA